AUGCUUCCAAUCGCGUACGCUGUUGUGGAGGCAGAGACCAAAAACACCUGGACAUGGUUUCUCCGGUUGCUAAUUGAUGAUUUUGGAGUUGAGAUCAUUAGGAAAAUAACCUUCAUGUCUGAUCAUCAGAAGGGACUCUUGCCUGCAUUCGAUGAAGUCAUCCCUGGAGUAGACCAUAGGUUCUAUGUCUACCAUCUUUACAGCAACUUCAGGAAGAAAUUUUCUGGACUACAGUUGAAACAGCUGAUGUGGAAGUGUGCAAAGGCUACACAUUGGAAGGAAUGGGAGAAAGAGAUGCAAAUCAUCAGGCAGAUCAAUGUGGAUGCACACAAACAUCUGAAUGCUAUUCCUCCAAGAUUUUGGAGCAGGUCCAGGUUUAAUUUUCAUUCUAAAUAUGACACUCUUGUAAACAACAUGUGUGAAAGCUUUAAUGGUGGAAUAGUAGAGUUUAGGGAGAAACCUAUAGUGACAAUGUUGGAGGAUAUCAGGGUUUAUUUGAUGACUAGAUGGGAUGUUAAUAGAGAAAGAAUUAAAAACUUUAAUGGUACCCUUCUACCUCGCAUUAGGAUGAAACUAGAGAGGAGAGGCAGAUCUGCUGGUGAGUGGAGGCCUUACUGGUCUGCUGCACAAACGUAUGAGGUUGUUAAUGGACUGAAUAAAUUUGCUGUUGAUCUUUCUGCUCAUGAGUGCUCUUGUAGGAAGUGGCAGCUUAGUGGUAUACCCUGCACACAUGCUAUAAGCUGCAUCAAUUUUAAGAGCCUUGACAUAGAUGCAUUUGUUGAUGACUGCUACAAGAAGGCUGCAUAUGUCAAGUGCUAUGAUUCAGUCAUCAAUCAUCUAAAUGACUCAGAUUUAUGGGAGAUAACCAACUUUGAUGAUGUCAUGCCCCUCCCUAUCGAAAUCCUAGCCACAGACCAGUCAAGAAGAGGAAGAAAGGACCAGAUGAAGCUCCGGACAGCAGCCAGUCCCACUUGUCUAGGAGGGGACAAAUCCAGAGAUGCUCAAACUGUGGUGAAUCUGGACACAAGGGGGGAGGAUGCAAGAAGCCAUCCCUGGAUGACCAAAAUUUUAGUCAAGCUGCUAGGAAGAGAACCAGAGGCGGAGAGGCGGCGAGGUUGCGAGGCGGCGAGGCGGCGGUAG
Molecule: messenger RNA, 1140 nt
Organism: Arachis ipaensis
Lineage: Eukaryota; Viridiplantae; Streptophyta; Magnoliopsida; Fabales; Fabaceae
Molecular function (GO): zinc ion binding
Source: RefSeq, a predicted model, not a curated record